AUGCUGUCCUCAAGAUUAUCGAGAACUUUCGCGCCGCGCGUGGCCUCUGCUGCCCGUCGCACACCCAUCGCUGCGCGCCCCUUCAGCUCCACAUUCGCGCGCUAUGAGGAGGAGAAGGUGAAGGGCUCCGUCAUCGGUAUCGAUCUGGGCACAACCAACUCGGCCGUUGCCGUCAUGGAGGGCAAGGUCCCUCGCAUCAUCGAAAACUCUGAGGGCGGCCGCACAACACCUUCCGUCGUCGGCUUCACAAAGGAGGGCGAGCGUCUCGUCGGUAUCGCCGCCAAGCGCCAGGCUGUCGUCAACCCUGAGAACACUCUCUUCGCUACCAAGCGUCUCAUCGGUCGCAAGUUCACCGACAGCGAGGUCCAGAAGGACAUCCAGCAAGUCCCCUACAAGAUCGUCCAGCACACCAACGGUGAUGCCUGGCUCGAGGCCCAGGGCCAGAAGUACUCGCCUUCCCAGGUUGGUGGCUUCGUCCUCGGAAAGAUGAAGGAGACGGCCGAGUCCUACAUGGGCAAGAACGUCAAGAACGCCGUCGUCACCGUCCCCGCCUACUUCAACGACUCCCAGCGUCAGGCCACCAAGGAUGCCGGCCAGAUCGCUGGUCUCAACGUCCUCCGUGUCGUCAACGAGCCCACCGCUGCCGCCCUUGCCUACGGUCUCGACAAGGCCACCGACAACGUCGUCGCUGUCUACGAUCUUGGUGGUGGUACAUUCGAUAUCUCCAUCCUCGAGAUCCAGAACGGUGUGUUCGAGGUCAAGUCGACCAACGGUGACACCCAUCUCGGCGGUGAGGACUUCGACAUCACCCUUGUCCGCCACCUCGUCCAGCAGUUCAAGAAGGAGCAGAACAUCGACCUGAACAACGACCGCAUGGCUAUCCAGCGUAUCCGUGAGGCUGCCGAGAAAGCCAAGAUCGAGCUGUCGUCCUCCUCGCAGACCGACAUCAACCUGCCCUUCAUCACCGCUGACGCUUCCGGCCCCAAGCACAUCAACCAGAAGCUCACUCGUGCUCAGCUCGAGAAGAUGAUGGAUCCCCUCAUCUCCAAGACCAUUGAGCCCGUCCGCAAGGCCCUCAAGGACGCCAACUUGACCGCCAAGGAGAUCUCCGAGGUCAUCCUCGUUGGUGGUAUGACCCGUAUGCCCAAGGUCACCGAGUCCGUCAAGAGCAUCUUCGGCCGCGACCCCGCCAAGUCUGUCAACCCUGAUGAGGCUGUCGCCAUCGGUGCUGCCAUCCAGGGUGCCGUCCUCGCUGGUGAGGUCACUGACCUUCUCCUGCUCGAUGUCACUCCCCUCUCUCUUGGUAUCGAGACCCUCGGCGGUGUUUUCACCCGUCUGAUCAACCGCAACACCACCAUCCCCACCAAGAAGUCCCAGGUCUUCUCCACCGCCGCUGACUUCCAGUCCGCUGUCGAGAUCAAGGUCUACCAGGGUGAGCGUGAGCUCGUCCGUGACAACAAGCUGCUGGGCAACUUCCAGCUUGUCGGCAUCCCCCCUGCUCACCGUGGUGUUCCCCAGGUCGAGGUCACUUUCGACAUCGACGCCGACUCCAUUGUCCACGUCCACGCCAAGGACAAGUCCACCAACAAGGACCAGUCCAUCACCAUCGCUUCCGGCUCCGGUCUGUCCGACGCUGAGAUCGAGUCCAUGGUCCAGGACUCUGAGCGCUACGCUGAGCAGGACAAGGAGCGCAAGAACGCUAUCGAGGCUGCUAACCGCGCUGACUCUGUCGUCAACGACACCGAGAAGGCCCUCAAGGAGUUCGAGGACCGCCUUGACAAGACCGAGGCCGAGAAGAUCAAGGAGAAGAUCACUUCCAUGCGCGAGUUCAUCGCUCAGAGCCAGUCUGGUGAGGGCACCGCCACCGCCGCCGAGAUCAAGGAGAAGACCGACGAGCUCCAGAACGCUUCUUUGAGCCUCUUCGACCAGAUGCACAAGGCCCGCAACGAGAGCCAGAACCAGGGCGAGCAGCAGCAGCAGCAGCAGCCCGAGGGUGAGGGUGAGAAGAAGCAGUAA
Molecule: messenger RNA, 2016 nt
Organism: Macroventuria anomochaeta
Lineage: Eukaryota; Fungi; Ascomycota; Dothideomycetes; Pleosporales; Didymellaceae
Product: heat shock protein 70
Exons: 3
Coding region: 1-2016 (671 amino acids)
Biological process (GO): protein refolding; cellular response to unfolded protein
Cellular component (GO): mitochondrion; cytoplasm
Molecular function (GO): ATP-dependent protein folding chaperone; ATP binding; misfolded protein binding
Source: RefSeq, a predicted model, not a curated record